Messenger RNA from Cuscuta epithymum, 3023 nucleotides. The record is from the annotation of a GenBank genome assembly. Lineage: Eukaryota; Viridiplantae; Streptophyta; Magnoliopsida; Solanales; Convolvulaceae.
AAUAAGCAUAUGUUUUCGAUUCUCACGUGUCGCCGCACCGUUAACGUUUCAGAAACUCCCUUCAUACUCGAUGGAUUCCCCAGGAACCUCCACUCUCGGCCAUCCGGCCGAUCCAACGGCGGAGGACGGAGGAACAUCGUCUUCGCCUAACAUCCUCGAUCUCACCAGCUUCCAGCUCCAUGAUCUCGACGCCGUUGAGCUCCCCCUGAGUCUCUCCGAGCUGGACUUGACGGCAAACCGUUUGUCGGCGUUAGACCCUCGUAUUUCCGGGCUAUCGAAUCUCAAGAAGUUGUCCUUUCGUCAGAAUCUCCUUACAGACGCAGCCAUCGAGCCUCUUUCGUCGUGGCAAACAAUAUCCGAACUUGAGGAACUCGUAAUCAGGGAUAAUCAGCUUAAGAAACUUCCAGAUGUUAGCAUAUUUAAGAAACUUCUGGUAUUUGACGUUUCAUACAAUGAAAUCCUAUCACUUAGUGGAUUGUCCAAGGUCUCUAGUACAUUGAAGGAACUCUAUGUCUCUAAUAAUGAAGUUACAAAGAUGGAAGAGAUUGAACACUUUCAAGAGCUGAGUAUUCUUGAACUUGGGUCAAACAGAUUACGGGUAAUGGAGAAUCUGCAAACUUUAAUAAAUCUACAAGAGCUAUGGCUUGGCCGCAACCGUAUUCGAGCUAUCAAUCUUUGUGGCUUAAAAUGCAUUAAGAAGAUUAGCAUCCAGAGUAACCGUUUGACAGCAACAACUGGAUUGGAGGAAUGUGUUGCUUUGGAAGAGCUAUACCUAAGCCAUAAUGGUAUUGAAAAAAUGGAAGGCUUAUCAACCUUGGUAAACCUUCGAGUCCUGGAUGUGUCAGCAAACAAGCUUACUGCAAUUACUGGUAUUGAAAACCUGACUAGCUUAGAAGAUCUCUGGCUGAACGACAACAACAUAUCAUCUCUUGAAGGCAUAGCUGAUGCAGUUAGUGGUUCACGACAGAAGCUGACGACACUCUAUCUCGAGCGCAACCCAUGUGCAAAUUCUCCCAACUACGUGACUACUUUGAGACAAGUUUUCCCAAACAUUCAACAGCUGGAUUCAGAACUGUUUGGAUAAGCCAGAAGAAACAUCAUCAGCUCUAAUCUAACAGAUGACAUGGUGAGGUUCCUAAAAGAUGUAUGAUCCGUCAGCUUCAUCAGUUUCAAGAUGCUGCCAGUGACAGUUCUUUUAUUCAUUUGUGAGUUGUCAAUUUAUAAUAUUGCAUCCUCAGAAGCUAUAGCAUUAGCAGUUAUCCUCACAUGAAGUUUGUAAUUUAAAUUGCUUUUUAUAUCUCAGCUGUCUUGAAUUCUUCCAAUUGUCUUGGUUUUUUUGCCUCAGGUUUAGAAAAGUCAAAUUUGACCAAUGUACAUUUUUUGACUGAAUAUAAUUGUACGCAGCUUUGAAUAUUAAUCAUGUAAUGUUUUUUAGAAUUCACUUAUUUAUUUCACUAAAUCUAUCAUGUGUCAGGUGUUUGUGACUUGUUUUCAACGUACAUAAAGAUUAGCUGUUUUUGAAUCAUUGGGUAAAAAAUUGUUUGAAACCUCCUUCAAUUUAUUUCGCCUCUGGCUAUACCGCAAAUCGAGGAUGCAGUGUAGGACAGCAGGAGUGUCCGAAUGGGACUAUGAGAUCAUGUGCAUCACUCUUUACAUCUCCACAUGUGGAGGCUAUCAGUUAUGUUUGAAACAUCCUGCAAGACUUGUUUACUUGUGACUUAAUAGACUUGUUUACUUGUGACUUAAUAGACUUGUUUACUUGUGACUUAAUCCAGACAAUUAGAAUCAUGACUGAUGACUUAAUAUUUUUUGCUAUUAAAAGAUGAGUCAUUCAUGUAGCAAAAAUAUUGACUAAUUAUUAAGAUGUACAGAGUAAUAUAUUACGUAUUAGCUAUUCCUAUUAAGGCACCUAUUAAGAUUUAAGAUGUUUAUCUAGCCAGGUUUUUUCAAUUGAUUGGGGAGUAGAUGUAAGUUAGGAUGUUUUUACACCUAAAUGAGCAAUAGCGAUUCAUUUACUCAGAACAUUAAAUAAAAUCAUACUGUUGGAUCAUAUUGGUGAAUUGAGCUGGACUGAAGUCACUGAACCGAUACAACUUAGACGAAAUUUUUUACAGUAGAAAUAUAGACUUUUAAAUUUAGGUAGGAAUGGGCCUAGGCCGGUUCCAGUUCGGGCCUGGGCCUGGCCGGGCUUUUGAACCGGCCCGGUUGACCGGCGGUUCCGGGCCGGUUUCCGGUUCAAUGUUUUCUAUAUUCUUUUGUUUUUCCAAAUUACCCCCGGGCCCCGACCCCCUCCCCUUCACCCCCACCCCCCAAACCCCCCCAAAACACUCAGCCCUACCCGGUAGAAACAAAAAAAAAUUGAAAAAAAAAACAAAUAAAAAACAAAUAAAAAACAAAUUAGGCCCGAACCGGCCGGGCCGGUUCAACAUUUUCAUGGCCCAAGCCCGAACCGGGAGUUUAGCGGUUCCAGUUGGCCCGAACCAGCCCCAAGACUGGGUACUGGGCCGGGCCCAAACAGUACCGGGCUGGUUCCGGGCCGGGCAGCCUGACCCGAGUCCACCCCUAAAUUUAGGUCGGGCUGGGACCAGGGCUUGCCCUCCUAGCUACGCUCUUUUGUGCGUGUAAGUCUACGAAACUAUAAAUUAUUAUAAAGUUCAUUGUAUACGCAAACUUGAUUGAUUGUCCAUCUUCGUCACAUACCACAAAUUUCUGCCUAAAUGCACUUGUUACUCUCGAUACCAUCACAUGCAACUAUCCAUUCAUAAGAAUGAGGCAGCACAGGAAGAUGUCAACCUUCUCCAUUGACUAGUCUACGUGUCACUAAGGUUUUUAUGCUAGUAUGGAAAUAGAAGAAGUAAAAAAAAUUACUCCCUCCGUCCCGGGGAGAAGUUCCCGGGUUGACUUGCACACAUUUUUAGGAAAUAAAGUUACUGAGGGGUAAAUUUUACUGUUUUGCACUGUUUCGGCAUUGUUUGGCACUGUUUGGCACUGUUUAGCACUGUUUGACACUGUUUUAAUGUAGG